CCGUUGCCUAAAUUAUAUGCUGAGUUGGCCGCGUGUUUUGCCAGAACCUUCGUUUUGUGUAGAAAUCGAGUUUCUGGCCUCUUGAGUUUGCUGCCGUAAGCCUCAGCAUUGACUUAACGAAAUAGCUUCCCGCUCAAAGCACCCGCGUUGCCCUGCGUUGAAGCACAGCAGUCCAGAUGCCAGGGAGAGUUGCAGACGACGAAGACGAUGACUUGCUUGAAGAUGAACUUCCCGAGGAGGACCAAUUCGGGCGCAUGCGGUACUUGGACCUGUGCCGGGAGAUGGGCAUCAGCCCCGCCUCGCAAAUCCUAAAGUACUUGGAGUCUGAGGCAAUGCACGUCGUCCACUACGGCCUGGGUCUGAAGGGCGUCAAAGCGCUGGCUGGCGCACUGCGCAUCAACCAGAACGUGACGGUGCUGCGGCUGGCCGACAACGCCAUCCCGGACGAGGGCGUGGCGGAGCUGAUGCGCACACUGCUGGACAACACCAGCAUCACGCUGCUGGACAUCUCCGGCAACCGCAUGGGGCCGGUGGGCAGCAAGGCGCUGGCGGACCUGCUGGUGUCGCGGAACACUGUGCUGCGCACGCUGGCGCUAGCCAACAUGAAGCUGGGCGACCGCGAGGGCGUGCUGGUGGGCAACUGCCUGGAGAACAACACCUCGCUGCGCAGCCUGGACAUCUCCUCCAACGACCUUGGCGAGAAGACGGCGCACACGCUGGGGCAGGUGCUCAUGGUUAACCUGGGGCUGACCGACCUCAACCUGUCCUGGAACAAGCUGCGGCCGCGCGGCGUGGCGCACCUGUCCGAGGGCCUCAAGCCCAACCUAACGCUACAGGUGCUCGGGUUAGGCUGGUGCGGGCUGCAGGACAUUGGGGCGACAACCUUCGGUGUCGCCCUUAAAACCAAUCAGGGUCUGGUGGAUGUGGACCUGUCGGGCAACCAGAUUACACUGGAGGGUGUGCGUGCACUGUCGGAAGGCAUCGCCACGUCCGUGACGCUGGCAGGCAUCCGCAUGGACAAUAAUGACCUGCGGGAGGAGGGCGGCAAGGAGCUGCUGCAAGCGGUGGACCGCAACAAGGGCCUGGUGGUGUGCAGCAUGGAGAACACGAACACGUCCGAACAGAUCCGGCUAGCCAUGGAGGCGCUACUGGAGCCACGCCGGAAGCUGCGCGACAAACUGCACGCCGCGCAGCUGCACCAAGCGGCGUAGGUUUGUAACAUCACCCGAGCGGCGACGGCAUGUAGGUUAGUGCGGCUGAACGGCAUGGGUCGGCCGUCACGUAUGCAGGCCGCUGCAACAGCGGCACGGUCGCAGGCCCACGUUGUGGCACGCAGCAAGGAAUAGCGCAAGAACCCUAGCGUGUGCGGGCUUGGCUGGAGCUGGAUGAGGGAAUAGUGUAGACAGGAAGACGGGCUUGUGUCAUCGCGGGGCAUUGAUGGUUGCUGGAUGCUGAUGUAUGGGACCUGGAGCACUUUAAUGCACUGCCAUUCGUUGAUUAUUGUGCUGACACCAUAGAAGCUGCUUGAGCAGGUGGGCACGAGAGCCACGAGAGCUACGCCAGGCACAUACCGUUUGUGUAAAGGCGCGUUUCCAUGGUGGCGGUCAGGGAUAUAUGGGGAGUUGAGCAAGACUCCGUGCGUGUGCCACUAGUGGUACCAGACACCAGUGAGAGGAGGUGCGUGUUAAGGAUGAGUUCAGGUUGGUACAAGAUACUCGUGAGAAACUGAGGACACCUCGGGGCUCGGAACACGUGCCGGGUAGGGGCCUCCCUGGUGCUGGGAGGCACGCUCAAACUGCUGCGUGUCGGUGUGGCAGGGCUUGGACUAGCGGGACCCCGGCGAGGCCCCAGCGGGAGGAGUCCCGUUGGCAGGACAAGCAUUCUGUGCAUUCCCUGUAAUCUGUAACCUCUACCCCAA
Chlamydomonas reinhardtii is the source of this 1918-nucleotide messenger RNA. RefSeq lists its product as uncharacterized. The transcript is spliced from 8 exons. The record is from RefSeq and is a predicted model, not a curated record. The coding region runs from base 177 to 1211 and encodes 344 amino acids. NCBI's taxonomy places the organism in Eukaryota, Viridiplantae, Chlorophyta, Chlorophyceae, Chlamydomonadales, Chlamydomonadaceae. Gene Ontology annotation, molecular function: protein binding.